Molecule: messenger RNA, 666 nt
Organism: Melampsora larici-populina 98AG31
Lineage: Eukaryota; Fungi; Basidiomycota; Pucciniomycetes; Pucciniales; Melampsoraceae
Exons: 4
Coding region: 1-666 (221 amino acids)
Source: RefSeq, a predicted model, not a curated record
AUGAGUUUACAAGAUUUAGCAUCACCUUUCAACAGACUGUUUCCAUGGGUCCCUUCAACAACAACAUUCAGUCCAAAGGUUUUCAGUAAAGGACAACAAUUUGAAAUAUCAAUUCAAAAAGCAAUUGAAAUACUGGAAAAUCACAAAUUCCUUGAUAGAGAUUCUAUCUGGGCACUUGCAGUCUUAAGACAUCUUCAAGGUUAUUUGCCAAGUGGUGACUUGGAGCCAUUGAACAAAAACAUGAAGCAGGGUCCCAUAAGUGCGGAUCUUCUAGGAGUAAGUGCCACACUUUGGGAGGACGAGAAAGUUCCACAGCUGUCAAAGAUUUCUUCAGCAAUAGCAGAAGCCUCAUUGAGAUUAAAAUUCAUCAUAUGGAUCAUGUCCCAAUUCAACAGGAAUGAAUCUACCAAAUCCUCUAGAUUCUUAGUUGAAAUUUAUGAUAUGUUUCUUCAGGAAAGCUGUCCAAUGCAGCCUGAGAAUUUCAAGGGCUUCUUGUUACUGUGUUCAUCACAUAUAAGAGGCAUGGAUGUGUCAGAUCAACUAGGACUAGAGGAGGGACUGGCAUAUGAAGCACUUCAUAUAUAUAUUCCGGGGUAUAACAAUCAUGCUAAGGACACCGUCUUUCAGUUCAAUUGUGGACCUUCUUUCCCCAUUCCUCCACUUUGA